AUGAACACUGAAAUACAGGCUUUGGAAGACAACCAAACUUUUGCAGUUGUCCCUUUGCCUGAAUGGAAAAGAGCCAUUCGUUGUAAAUGGUUCUACAAGAUCAAGUAUAAAUCUACCGGUGAAAUGGAAAGGUUCAAAGCCCAACUUGUGCCCAAAGGUUACAACCAGCAAGAAGGUCUUGACUAUCAGGAAACUUUCUCUCCUAUGGUGAAGAUGGUAACUGUUCGGGCAGUCAUUCUCACUGUUGUUGUCAAACAAUGGGACAUUCAUCAAAUGGAUAUUUACAAUGCCUUCCUGCAGGGCGAUCUCCAUGAAGAGGUCUAUAUGACCUUGCCGCAAGGAUUUAGUAGUGCUCAAGAUCUUGGAAAAAUACUUCUUCUUCCUAGCUUUGGAGGGCUACCUCAAUGGGCUGUUGUUGGUGAUACGUUCCCAUUAGGUUGUGCUUUUGAUGAAUCAAUUGUUCACCACAAGUACUUUAAGGAAAAUCCAGACACAAACAACCCUCUUAACAACACCAAGAAUGGUGUAUACAAAGAAGGAUGUGGACUUGACAACGUUGUUAUGUCAUGGGGACAUGAUGAUUAUAUGUAUUUGGUCGCAAAGGAAAAUGGAACUACUCUUCCUUCUGCUGCUUUGUUUGUCAUUCGUUACCACUCUUUCUAUGCGUUACAUAGGGCAGGAGUAUACACACACUUGAUGAAUGAGGAAGACAGAGAGAACAUGAAGUGGCUUAAGAUUUUCAACAAAUACGAUUUGUACAGCAAGAGCAAAGUUAGAAUUGAUGUAGAAAAGGUCAAGCCAUACUACAUCUCCCUCAUUGAAAAGUAUUUUCCAGCAAGGCUCAGAUGGUGACUGUUUUAGUUGUAAUGAGAGAGUUAUGGAUUCCAGGUGGCGGAUUAGGUGUAUAAAAAUGAGUAAAAUAUUCAAACAUAGGCCAGAAAUUCACCACUGCUGUUACUAAAAUUGUUUAUGCUUUGGCCAUGUAUUUUUCUGUUUCUGUUUCUGAAAAUGUAUUUCUUUAUUUAAUUCUUUAAUAAAUGAAAUCUUCAUAAAUGCAUUGGAUAUA
Molecule: messenger RNA, 1066 nt
Organism: Nicotiana tabacum (common tobacco)
Lineage: Eukaryota; Viridiplantae; Streptophyta; Magnoliopsida; Solanales; Solanaceae
Source: RefSeq, a predicted model, not a curated record